AUGAACGCCUUAGACCUGGGACGGGUUGGCGCUUGCGUCCCCAAGAGCGUAGCGACUGGGGAGGCCGUGGAGCUGAGUAACCUAUGGCAGGAGCGAACCUGCGUGGUCCUGGGGCUGCGGCGCUUCGGCUGCAUGGUGUGUCGCUGGAUCGCCCAGGAUCUCAGCAGCAUCAAGGACCUCCUAGAUCAGCACAAGGUGCGCCUGGUGGGCGUCGCCCCGGAGACCCUGGGCCUGCUGGAGUUUCAGGAGGGGAACUACUUUAAAGGAGAGCUUUAUCUUGAUGUAAGUAAGCAGAGUUACAAAGAACUUGGGUUUAAGAGGAACAACAGCCUGUGUAUCAUCCCAGCUGCUCUAGGGAAGCCACCAAGGCAAAGGCCAUUGACAUUCAUGAGAACUUGUCUACAAAGUGGAGGGAUGUUAAUUGUCAGCAAAGGUGGUGACAAGGUGCUGCUGUAUUUUAGCCAGAGUUCCCCUGGGGAUUGCGUUCCCCUGGAAACUGUUCUCCAGACAUUGGGCAUCUCUGCAGAUGCUCGCUCCAGUGAGAAGCCUCGGUGCAAUGAGUGUGUACUAGAUGAACAGCACCAGACCCAGAAACAUUUCCUUGCCAGACUCCUGCACACUGUCUCCUCCUCCUGA
Molecule: messenger RNA, 636 nt
Organism: Dromiciops gliroides (monito del monte)
Lineage: Eukaryota; Metazoa; Chordata; Mammalia; Microbiotheria; Microbiotheriidae
Gene: PRXL2B
Product: peroxiredoxin like 2B
Exons: 1
Coding region: 1-636 (211 amino acids)
Source: RefSeq, a predicted model, not a curated record